Messenger RNA from Ochotona curzoniae (black-lipped pika), 4487 nucleotides. It is a transcript of the gene ATXN2L, whose product is annotated as ataxin 2 like. Gene Ontology annotation, biological process: cytoplasmic stress granule assembly. Bases 282 to 3530 code for a protein of 1082 amino acids. Gene Ontology annotation, cellular component: cytoplasmic stress granule. Lineage: Eukaryota; Metazoa; Chordata; Mammalia; Lagomorpha; Ochotonidae. The record is from RefSeq and is a predicted model, not a curated record. The transcript has 22 exons. Gene Ontology annotation, molecular function: RNA binding.
ACGCGCACUCGCGCCAGGCCGGCUCGCGCCCUCGCGUUUCGCUCCGGCCCGCGAGACCCCCCUCCCCUUCCGCCUCGCGGCGCUUCCUCGCGCCGCCGUCUUCUCCAGCCGCCCCCGGCACCGCGGGGCCUCCCCCACCCCCCGGCCCGGCCGCCAACGGCGGGUCCCCCCCUCCCAGCUUACCGCGCUCUCCCGCCGGGGGGCCCAGCCCCGGCUCCCCCCUCUCUCUCUCUCUCUCCCCUCCCUUCCCUUUAAUUCCCCCCCUUCCGGACGCUGCCAUCAUGCUGAAGCCUCAGCCGCCACAACAGACUUCUCAGCCCCAGCAGCCGCCGCCCCCCGCGCCGCAGGCCGUGGCCCGCCGGCCUCCCGGGGGCACGAGCCCACCCAACGGCGGCCUCCCGGGGCCGCUGGCCGCCGCCUCGACUCCCCCAGGGCCUCCCGCGGCCGCUUCCCCCUGCCUGGGGCCUGCGGCGGCUGCCGGCGGCGGGCUCCGCCGGGGGGCUGAAGGCAUCCUGGCGCCACAGCAGCAGCAGCAGCACCCGGAGAGGUCGGGGGCAGGCGCCAUCGGCAGCGCCAGGGGCCAGAGCACAGGGAAGGGGCCUCCACAGUCACCCGUGUUUGAAGGUGUUUAUAACAAUUCGAGGAUGCUGCAUUUCCUUACUGCUGUUGUGGGCUCCACUUGUGAUGUCAAAGUGAAAAAUGGCACCACCUAUGAGGGUAUCUUCAAGACUCUGAGCUCCAAGUUUGAACUAGCCGUGGAUGCUGUGCACCGGAAGGUAUCUGAGCCAGCAGGUGGUCCCCGGCGGGAGGAUAUUGUGGACACGAUGGUGUUCAAGCCGAGUGAUGUCAUGCUCGUCCACUUCCGAAAUGUUGACUUCAAUUAUGCUACUAAAGACAAGUUCACUGAUUCCGCCAUUGCCAUGAACUCGAAGGUGAAUGGGGAACACAAAGAGAAGGUGCUGCAGCGCUGGGAAGGGGGUGACAGCAACAGUGAUGACUACGACCUCGAGUCUGACAUGUCCAAUGGGUGGGACCCCAAUGAAAUGUUCAAGUUCAAUGAGGAGAACUACGGUGUGAAGACCACCUACGAUAGUAGUUUGUCUUCUUACACGGUGCCCUUGGAAAAGGACAAUUCGGAAGAGUUCCGGCAGCGGGAGCUGCGUGCGGCCCAGCUGGCAAGAGAGAUUGAGGCGAGCCCCCAGUACCGCCUGCGGAUCGCCAUGGAGAAUGACGACGGGCGCACCGAGGAGGAGAAACAUAGUGCUGUGCAGCGGCAGGGCUCUGGGAGAGAGAGUCCCAGCUUGGCAGCCAGGGAGGGGAAGUAUAUCCCCCUGCCUCAGCGCGUUCGGGAAGGUCCCCGGGGAGGAGUUCGCUGUAGCAGUUCUCGGGGUGGCCGGCCUGGCCUUAGCUCCUUGCCACCUCGUGGCCCUCACCAUCUUGACAGUAGCAGCCCUGGCCCAGGUGCUGAGGCACGUGGUAUCAAUGGAGGCCCUUCCCGCAUGUCCCCUAAGGCCCAGAGGCCUCUGAGAGGCGCCAAGGCUCUGUCUUCACCCAGCAGCAGGCCUUCUGGAGAGGCGUCCCUUCCCUCUCCCCCUACAGCUCCCCCUUUUCUUCCAGUGGGCCGGAUGUACCCGCCACGUUCUCCCAAGUCUGCUGCACCUGCCCCCAUCUCCGCGUCCUGUCCAGAGCCACCCAUCGGUUCAGCAGUGGCAGCCUCUUCAGCCUCCAUCCCUGUGACAUCAUCGGUCACAGAUCCUACAGUGGGCUCCGUCUCCCCAGCUUCUCCAAAGAUCUCCCUGGCUCCUACCGAUGUAAAAGAACUGUCAACCAAGGAACCUGGCAGAGCUCUGGAGCCCCAGGAACUGGCCCGAAUAACUGGGAAAGUCCCUGGACUUCAGAAUGAACAAAAGCGGUUUCAACUGGAAGAACUGCGAAAGUUUGGGGCCCAGUUUAAGCUUCAGUCCAGCAGCUCCCCUGAUACCAGCCUGGAUGCCUUUCCCCCUCGGAUCUUAAAGGAGGAGGCCAAAGGGAAGGAGAAGGAGGUGGACGGUCUGUUGGCCUCCGAGCCCCUGGGUUCUCCGGUCUCCUCCAAGACGGAGGCGGUGUUGGAUAAAGAGGAUAAGGCAUCCCUGGCAGCGGCAGGGGGCACUGAGGGGCCGGAGCAGCCCCAGCCGUCCUGUCCGAGCCAAACUGGCAGCCCCCCUGUGGGCCUCCUGAAGGGAGACGACAAGGAUGAGGGCCCCGUUGCUGAACAAGUAAAGAAAUCAACGUUGAACCCCAAUGCCAAGGAGUUCAAUCCUACAAAGCCUCUUCUAUCUGUGAACAAAUCCACCAGUACCCCGACUUCUCCGGGGCCCCGAACUCACUCAACUCCCUCCAUCCCGGUGCUGACAGCAGGCCAGAGUGGGCUCUACAGCCCCCAGUACAUCUCCUACAUACCUCAGAUUCACAUGGGACCAGCUGUGCAGGCACCCCAGAUGUAUCCAUAUCCUGUAUCUAAUUCAGUGCCUGGACAGCAGGGCAAGUACCGGGGAGCCAAAGGCUCUCUGCCCCCACAGCGCUCGGACCAACACCAGCCAGCAUCAGCCCCUCCCAUGAUGCAGGCUGCUGCUGCUGCAGGCCCACCUCUGGUGGCUGCCACACCGUAUUCUUCCUACAUCCCCUACAACCCCCAGCAAUUCCCAGGACAGCCUGCUAUGAUGCAACCCAUGGCCCACUACCCCUCACAGCCCGUCUUUGCCCCCAUGCUUCAAAGCAAUCCACGCAUGCUGACGUCGGGUAGCCAUCCCCAGGCCAUUGUGUCAUCCUCUACCCCUCAGUACCCUUCUGCAGAGCAGCCCACCCCCCAAGCCCUUUAUGCCACUGUUCACCAGUCCUACCCGCACCAUGCCACACAGCUCCACGCCCACCAACCACAGCCGGCAACCACGCCUACCGGGAGCCAGCCGCAGUCACAGCAUGCGGCCCCCAGUCCUGUUCAGCAGCAUCAGGCGGGGCAGGCCCCACACCUGGGCAGUGGACAGCCUCAACAGAACCUGUACCACCCAGGGGCCCUGACAGGCACGCCACCCUCUCUGCCCCCGGGCCCAUCUGCCCAGUCCCCUCAGAGCAGCUUCCCCCAGCCAGCCGCUGUGUACGCCAUCCAUCCCCACCAGCAGCUGCCCCACGGCUUCACCAAUAUGGCCCAUGUUACCCAGGCCCAUGUCCAAACUGGAAUCACAGCAGCCCCGCCCCCUCACCCUGGGGCUCCCCACCCGCCCCAGGUGAUGCUGCUGCACCCACCCCAGAGCCAUGGGGGGCCCCCCCAAGGCGCAGUGCCCCAGAGUGGGGUGCCUGCACUCUCAGCUUCCACACCCUCACCCUACCCCUACAUCGGACACCCCCAAGGUGAGCAGCCUGGCCAGGCGCCUGGAUUUCCAGGAGGAGCCGAUGACAGGAUUCGUGAGUUCUCGUUAGCUGGGGGAAUUUGGCAUGGAAGAGCUGAGGGGCUGCAGGUGGGGCAGGAUGCACGGGUUCUGGGUGGGGAGUGAGGGGUCUUGGAGGCAGGGCUGUCCCACAGGGCGCCCGCCGACCUGCACCUGUCUGUGAAGUAUGUAGGGUGGGCAGAAGCCACAGUCGCCGCCGCCAGGGGCUUGCUCCUGGCUCUGUCCUUUGCUUCCCUCCGUCCUCGCUCAGUUGUGAUCCAGCAGCCCCCCUCCCCACUGCCUCCCCAGCUCUCAGUGACCCCGACUGUCUCCUGACUUAGCGAGGUAAGGUCAGCGCAGCAGACAGGGCCAGCCUCGGGUGCGGGGGGCUGAGCGAGGGCUCUGGCUUACUGGGCAACAGCGAUUGACCUGUGCUGCUGACAGCCCAUGAGACACCUUGCGGAGGCCGCUCCUGCCCAAACACCCCGCACACCCCCACCGGACGCAUUGGAUGAAGGGACAGCUGCUUGGGUUCUAAUGCUCCUGCUCUCUUCUCUUUCCCCUCCAACCAGUUCAAUCUCAUCCCUCCCAGCAGCUCCCCUUCCACCCCCCGGGGAACUGAAGAUUGUCCUGGCCGCGACCUGAGACCUCCAUGAGUGGAGGGAAGAGUGAUCUAUGUCUCUUUCCCCCUCCCCCUCCCCGCAGCUCGGACCAGUCCCAGCCCCCCCCAGCCCCCUGUCCCCUGGGGGAGCUGGGGAAUUCCUGCCAAGCACCUUGAUUGGGAGGGGCUUGAACAGGGCUGGGGUGGGGGGUUCCUGCUCUGCUCUGCCCUGCCCAUCCCCACCCUACCUUGCCCUCCCAUCCUCUCAUCUAGUCCCCCGCUGGAGACGGAAGAUCUUUUAUUUUCUAUUAUUUAUAACCUCAGACUUGGGCCCCCAGUUCUUUCUUCCCCAUUAACUUGAGUGAUCUGCGUGAGAGACAUACAGACAGAUGCCCCACAAGGAUGGUUGGACAAGGACUUUUACUUUUUAUUACAUAAAAAUAUUAAAAAAAUAAUAAAAAAAAUAAAAUUUUAAACUAACU